UAGCUUGCUGGGUGACUAGAUUCCUCAGGCAGGAUUAGUAAAACAAAACAACAGGAUUUAUUUGAGAAACAGUUACCUUUUAAAAAUAUAUGAGGCAUAUAUAAAUUAUUAUCAGCCACAAAGAAUGGGAAGCUCAAAUACUUAGCAGGUGACGGUUGUAGUGCUAUCGAGAUUGACAUUAAAAUGAAUCUGCUGACUCUGGUGUUUUUGAGUCUGCUGCAAGGUACCCAAACUGUUCAUAUUUCCCAAUGGCCGGAGCUGGUGACUGCAGAGGAAGGAGGCAACGUCACUCUGAACUGCAACAUCUCCUACAUCAGCAAAUCCAUCAGGCGUCGGAUAGUGUACUGGUUCAUUCCCGGGGCUGGGGAUGACGACGACGACAUCCCUCUGCACCCCUCCCCUGGAUCCCAGUUCAAGGGAAGAGUAGCCCUGGCUGGAGAGGAGAACACAUCCAUGCGGAUCUAUGAGCUGCAGCUCCGGGACUCCUGUAGGUAUUACUGCAUGCUGUCCUAUGUGGACGGGGACACUCCAAAGAGGACCUCCGGUGAUGGAACACAGCUCAUUGUUCACGGUCCUCUUCGUUUCAACCUGACAGCCGAGAAUCCAUUUGUGUUGCACUGCGAGAUCAACGUGGGCAACUCCGCGGGGCUCAGCCUGGUGUUUCAGAGAAGAGGUAUAGAGAUGGGUGAGGCGAUGACAAUCACGCCAAUGGAGAACGGGUCAUUCCUCAUAUCCCGGGAACUCUCUGUCACAACAGGCAUAUUGGAGGGAUACCAGUGUCUAUUGAAGCAUAGCUCUGGGGUCUUUCUGCUGAAGAAAACCCUGGGUGUGGCUCCAUUAUAUUCUGAAGAGUGUCCACAUCCCGUACUCCUCUAUGCAUCCGUUCUAGUGUUCCCAUUCGCAACACUCAUUGUUAUAUUGAUAGUAUUCCUCACAAAAACUGAAUGCUGUCAGAUUGCAAGGUAGCUGUAAUAUCUACCUACCUAUCUAUCUACCUACCUACCUGUUCUGUCUAGUGCAUGGUGGGAGAGUGGAGUGAGCGAGGUAGAGUGUGUCGGUAGGUGUUGCUCUUUCAAGUGUUUGUUUGUUUGUCUGUCUGUCUGUAUAAUUUUGUGCUAAAGCAAACUAAUAAGUUUGAAACUGUUUUUUUAGCCAGCAUGGCUAGCUCAGGGUUUUUUUUUCCCCCUUUGAAAGAUUGACUCUAUGGUUUUAAAUAAAGCAAAAGAAGAAUUUAAUAUUCCUGAAGUUCAGAUUAGAAGGCAGUAAUUAUGUUAUUUUUGCAACAUCAGAUACCAUGAAAUGUUUUGAUUGUGGUGUUGAUGGGCAUUUAGUUAAAAACUGUCCUAAAACUAAAGAGCAGGAGGGAGAUGGUGAAAGAGCAGAGAGAGGUGUGUCCGGGACUCGGGAAGCCACAGUGCCGAGUAGUGCUGGCGGUGAAACAGAGAAGUGUCGAGAUUAAUGACAGAGGGGUGGCGGAGCUGAGUGAGGCUGUGCAGGACUGAACCAAAAUAAUUACUUCUGUGGUGCCCGAAACCAAAAGUAAGGAGCCGAGUAAGUAGUGUUGUUGGAGGAGGGGGGCAUCAGAAUGCUGAUAGGGAAAAUGAGAGGGGUGAAGUUAAAGAGAGGAAAGCAGCGGGGUCGAGUGAUGGCGCUGCUGCAGGGGAGAACAAAAAGAAUACUGAAGCGGUGCAGCUUGAAGUAGAAAGUAGACAAGACGUUGGACCGAGGACAAGACCGAGGCUGGUAAUACAGAGGGCGAGAGUCCUUCUUAGUGUACUAGUAAUAAAAACGAUAACUUGAGGAGACUGCGUUGGUGCAAGUUUCUGAUACUAGUGUAGUGGGAGAAGUAGAGACGAGUGAGUCUGUAAAUAAAAAUGAUGGUUUUAACCCCCCCCCCCCCAAAAAAAAAGAAAGAAAAAAUGAGUUCAAAAGAAAGUAGAUGCUGCAGACAUAGGAGUAGCAGAGAAAGCCUGUAAGAGUGAAGGAGCUGAUGAUGGGGAGAAGUGCUGAAGCGUAGUACUGUGAGAUUUGUUUUCUCAAUUUAUCCCAAUUAAUUUUUUUUUUUUACUAGGGAAUCUAAAUGUAAAUGGGUGUAGAGAUGAUCUUAAGAGAGCCUUGGUUUUCGAAUACUUGUUGCAAAAAAAAAUUGAUGCAACCUUCCUGCAGGAAACGCAUUGCGAUCUAAGAACUCAGUCCGAUUGGGAAAGAGAAUGGAAAGAGGAAAUAGAUUUUAGUCAUGGCUCUAAUGUCAGUGCUGGAUGGCAGUUUUAUUUAAAGAGGAUUUUAAACCUGAAUCAAUAACUAUUACAGAAGAAGUCAAAGGUCGUUUGAUUAAGGUAAAAACUGUAACAGAAGGUCAGUCUUUCUGUUUUAUCAAUGUCUAUGCUCCUAACGAAGGAAAAGAGUUUUUUAAGAUCUUAGAUCAGGUUUUUAGUAAACUGUGCCUCUGAAAAGAUAUUGUUUUUAGCAGCGGAUUUUAACUGUACUGUGAAUUUUAAAGAGGACAGGAAUCACCAUGAGCCACACCCUCAAUCUGCCAUGGAACUAGCUGUCUUGAUUAAAAAGCAUGGUUUAGUUGAUGUAUGGAAAAAUAAACACUUUGAUAAAAGACAAUACACUUGGGUUAAGCACAGUAAUAAUAAUGUCUCAAUGGCUAGACUUGAUCGAAUUUACGUUUUUUAAGAGCAUUUAUAUCUGAUAAAGCAAAGUCAAAUUUCCCCAACUGUUUUCUCAAAUCGUAACAUAGUCUCUCUUUCUGUUUUAUUGCCCUCCUUUAAGCACAGCUGCUCUUAUUGGAAAUUGGAUGUAAGUUUGUUGAAUGAUUCAGAUUUCAAGAAAUGUUUUAGUUUUUUUUUUUGGAAAAAAUAGACAGCCGGUAAAAAUGUAUUUUCCAACCUUAGACAAUGUUGGGAUGUAGGGCCUUACUAAAUAAAAUAAAAGACCGAAAUAAAACCUUUUUGUCAACAAUAUACUGAAAACGUUACAAAGAGGGCUAGUGAGUCUCUGCAAGAACUGGAGUGGGAGGUCUUAGAGCUUCAAGAUACUCUGGCCUCCAAUAGUUUAAUUGAAAAAUUAAGGCUUAAGAAACAAUUAAUAGCAGAUCUUUUGGAUGCAAAAGUACAGAGAGCUCCAGUGAGGUCCUGGCAUUUUCUUUUCUUCAUCAGGUUGGAGGGCUUGGUUUUGAUUUUAAUUUGCUGUUUUUAGAUUUUCACAAAAUGCAGUUUUCAUGUCUUCUCCUCUUUUAUAGGAGUGUGCUGAGGGAUUGGACAUUACUAAAGGCUGAAUAUAUUGACCCACUGGAUCCUUAUUGGGAUCUGGAGCAGCCUUUGGUGUUUAAUCCACACCUAAAUACUUAUUUUAAUAGUUCAGAAUCUUUUAACGAUUCUAUCAUAAGGGCUAAAAUAGUAAAGAUUUGUGAUCUGAUAGACACAGAGCAGUGUAUAGUAUAUAUAUAUGUAAUGUAUAGCUGGUGCCCUGGCCAUGCGAUCUGUGCAUGUGGCAGGUCUGUAUCUGGCACAGCUGCAUGAAGCUUUGUCUCUGAAGUGGCGAGAGGGACUGGGGAGUGUUUUUGACUAAUGUCCAAUGCCUCAGCAAACUCCGUUUCCUUAUUUGCUAAUCUCCCCUGCGAUAAGUCAUUUUGGUGAAGAGAAUGGCAAGAUUUUAUAAGUGGAGGAUUUGUGUAAACUCCAGUUUAAUUUGUUAGAGGGGGAAAAAAGUCUAUGAAAUUUGUGUAAAAGUUAAACAGCAAAAACUACUUGAAGUCCUUCCAGAUACUCAUUGGAGGGAACGGCUGGGAGCAGGAGAGGAGGAUUAGCCAGCCUGGAGGACUUUAUAUAAAUCCCCUCUUAAUAAAAGAUCAGGGGAUUUGCAAUGGCGACUCCUGCAUACAAUCUUGGCUGUUAAUGCAUUCGUAAGAAUUAUAAAUCCCGAGGUGACUGAUCAUUGCCCCUAAUGCAAGAAGAGAGAGAGACUGUCUUCCAUUGCUACAUGGACUGUAAAAGACUGGACCCUUUAUUCAACUUUUUAAACAACAUUUUUUCAAAUUGAAACUUAACUUUUACAAAGACUGUUUUUAUUUUUGGUGUCAAAUUUAAAGAAACCGUAAGCAUUUGAUUCAACUGGCAAAUUUCAUUUUAGGGCAGGCAAAAUUAGCCAUCCUAAAAAGUAGAGAAAGUCAAAUGAGAAAUGUUCAUCAGGACCUGGUAAAAUUGUGUAGGAUAUUGGUGGUUACUCGCAUAACUUUUGAAUUCAAGUUUUAUAAGAUGAUGCAUGACUUGUUCAGUUUUGAAAUGUUGUAGUGUGUGAAUGGAACACUCUGUGAGGUACAGGAUGAUUCAGAAGAACUCUGCAUAAAUAUUUAAAUUACUGUUUGUUUUUUGUUUUUUCUUGCAAAAUAAUGUAACGUAAA
This is a messenger RNA of Polyodon spathula (Mississippi paddlefish), 4408 nucleotides long. RefSeq lists its product as uncharacterized. Lineage: Eukaryota; Metazoa; Chordata; Actinopteri; Acipenseriformes; Polyodontidae. The record is from RefSeq and is a predicted model, not a curated record. The transcript has 5 exons. The coding region runs from base 184 to 966 and encodes 260 amino acids.